AUGAGCCGGGGUGAGGGCGGCGGGGGGCUCUCCCUGCCUUUGUGUGCCCGGCUGCGGCUCUGGGGCGCUCCCCUGCAGCGCGGCCGGAGCUUGUCCCGGUGUUUCAGUAAUUCCCGUGUACGUGUUUUCUUCGCGCACCCCCUCCCAACCGUUGGAGUGGAUGCGCUACUUGCACGACUUGAGGGAAGAAGUUCUCUGAAGGAUCUUGAACCCUGUCUGUUUGCUGAGGAAGGAUCUCCUGUUCAUGGAGAUGUCAUUGAAUUCCAUGGUUCAGAAGGAACGGGAAAAACAGAAAUGCUGUAUCACCUAAUAGCCCGCUGCAUCAUUCCGAAAUCAGGAGGAGGACUGGAAGUGGAAGUCAUGUUCAUUGAUACAGACUACCAUUUUGAUAUGCUUCGUGUAGUUACCAUUCUUGAGAACAGAAUGGCGCAAAGGACAGAAGAAAUGAUAAAGCAGUGCUUGGGAAGGCUUUUCCUUGUGAACUGCAAUAGUAGUACUCAGUUACUCCUUACUCUCUACUCUUUAGAAACCAUGUUUUGCACUCACCCCUCUCUCUGCCUUUUGAUUUUAGAUAGCAUAUCAGCUUUUUAUUGGAUAGACAGAAGCAAUGGAGGGGAGAGUCUUAACUUGCGGGAGAUGAAUCUGAAGAAAUGUGCUAACUUUCUUGAAAAGCUUGUGAGAGAGCAUCACUUAGCCCUCUUCGCAACAACACAGACACUUAUGCAGAAAUCUGCAAACUCUGCAGAAAGCUUUUUUCCUUUAAAACUUCAGCAUGAAACUGAUACAGACUAUAGACCUUAUCUUUGUAAAUCAUGGCAACAAAUGGUAACCCACAGGAUAUUUUUCUCAAAGCAAUGUAGUUCUGACAACAGCAAAGGUUUUACAGUCAUUUCUUGCCACCUCAAAAGAAACCAUGUAGUAAACCGGUCAUUUAGUGUUGCAGAAUGUGGAGUUCAGUUUUAACUUCAGGGUUUUUUUUAAACAUGUGCCAAAUCCUGGUGCUUAAGCCCUGAUGAGGUCGAAUAAGUUUUUACUACCUUUUAAACUAGUUAGUUACUGAGUGAUUAAGAAUUUUUCUCACCAUUCUCUUAAAAUUUAGUGAAGUUGCAGGAAAUGGUAAAAUUUUGAAUUACUGUAGACUUCAGUCCAAACUAGCAAGGAAUGUUGAAAUUACUUUUUUGUGCUUAAUAUAUAAAGAGAUUAAAUCAAGAAAAUUAUAACUGAAGACAUCUUAAACUCCUAGUAUCCUUAAGUAAUCUAACCUGCAUGAUAUGCAGCCAUAUGCACCGACUUAAUUUCUGGGUCUUACUGCCUUCCACUCCUCCUCUUCCAAGCUACAGAAAUAGGAGCCUAGUUGUCUGUGGGGAGACUGCAGAAAGGCAAGUGUUCACUCUUAAUAAAUAUUGGUCUUGGUUUAUUCCCAGUAGCCUAGGGCGUAUGAAAUGCAUUCACGACUUUCCCUGGAGAGGAUUCAUUCUCACAGGCUGUUAAAUAGUGGUAAUCCUGACCCUGCUUCUCCAAGGUCGCAGCCUGUUUACGUUACCAUGUGCUCGGAGAAGCAAGGAUUGCAGGUGUUUUGGCCCUUACAAACACUGGGUUUGAAGAAUCUACAGCUAUUGCAGAAAUGGAGGCCCGAUUUCCAUAACCGAAGGAAAACUAAAGACCCAGCUCUGGGUACCUGGGAGUUUGUGCUGCAUGCAGCAAUCAGCUUAGUCUUUGAAAAUAACGAAGUGUGGGUUAUGGGUUGUUUUGGGUGUGGGGGGUGUUUUUUGGGGGUUGUUUUUUUUAGGUGUAUGCAUAGACUUUUUUUUUUUCUCUGCCCUCCCUCAUUAUUCCCUCCCACUUCUUUCCCUGCCCCUGUUCUCUCUAAGAAAUCCAGGAAUGCCAUGCCUCUGGUCUUUACCAAUAUGUAUUUGCCACAUGUAGAACAUUUGUGUGCAGGAUUUGGCAUGCAACAUGUUGCAAUUCUGGCAAAGACGAUUCAGAACUUAUGGGAAAUGCCCUACAGUUCUGGCAAAGAAUACCAUAUUAUUUAUUAACCUAGAGUGCCCUUUGAAAGCUUCAAAGUGCUUUAGAAGAAAGAAGACUGCACACAGUACAUUAUUUAAUACAAAAACUUACAUUAGCUUACAAAUUUAAAUUACUCAAACAAGGGGAAAAUAUUUCUCACAGCAAUAUUCGUUCAGUCAUGUUGCGCAGCACGUUUUAUAGUUUAGAUUGAACAGAUUAUUAACAAAAAUGCAUAUUAAGAAGAAGUAUCUAGCACGGUAUCUUUUUGAGGAAGAUGCCUACUAAACUAUUGUGAGACACCUACGUUUUAAUUUCCUGACUUCUGAAGCCAGCUUGUUCAAGCUGAACGUGUAUCUGGAUUCCCAACGGUGUAUGGUUCAGUGUGCAUACCCAGACUUCUGUAGAUAGAGCUAGGAGCUGCUGUUUGUAGAAUUUGGCUGGAUUUUUGCAAAGACGAUGAGUGUCCUACCUUUAGCAGCAGCCAGUACCAAAGGUUUUGGGAGGAGUGUGAGAAUAACCAGAUUUCACGGGGAUGGCCUGCCCCAGCAUGGGGCUUGGGGACCUCCUCACCAGAGUCUGUGGUCAGACCAGUAUCUGAUGGCCACCAAUCAGGCCUGUGCUCCAUGAAUUCAUCCAAACCAUUUUUAACUGACUUACUCUCUUGGGUUACAUCGUGUUUCACAAUGAGUUCAGUUUAAUUAUUAUUUCUGUGGGAAAACUUCCUCUUUAUUUUCCCCUCUCAUUUUAAACCUUCCAUCUGAUCACUUCUUCGUGCCAUCAGUUCUUCUACUGUGACACAUAAGAGAACUUUGCCUUUUUGACAUCUCUGCAGAGGUGAUGAUCUUAUAGACUGUCAUUUCAUUUGUGCUUUUUCUUCCAUCAACACCAAUAUUUACUUUGUUUUAGCAUUUGCAGAAGUACGCAGAUACAUGAAAAACAUACAACUAUUCAGCCCAGACUGGACCCAAGUUAGAUGGUUUAACAUGAGUAGAUGGUCCCACUGGGAAUUAUUACAAAGGGCAUACUUGAAUUUUUUGUAAAAAAAAAUGGGAAGAUUCAAGUAGAACUACAGAACUUUUAAAUGUGAAAAUUACAGGACUACAUAUUUUUUACUACAAACAAAACAACAAUCCCCUUUUCUGUUGGAGAAUACAGCUCCACUGAAGAUUAACUGCUUCAUAAAAUCAUACUUGCUAAAAAAUGUUUGAGAAAAAAACAAUGGAAAUGUUCCAGCAUUCCCGUCUGGAAAAAAAGCUUUUAUAUUAUUCACAAUGUAGUUUAUAUUUUGCAUUGUACUAUAAAAGAAAUGCCUCAAUUGAAAUGAAGCCAAAGUUCUAAUUGAUCAAAAAGAGCACCUCAGGAAAUUUUGAAAUUUCCCAGUUUUAUUUUUACUUUGUAUGCAGACAGAUUUUUUUUAAUUCUCCGGUAACUGUAAUGCUCUGCACAUUUGUUUUAGAUGUAUAGCAAGCCUGGCUUUCAGAGAUGCUGAGCAUCUGCAUAUCCCCGAAAGUUUGCAGGAGGGAUAGGCAGUAUGCAAUCUGGGAGUGCACUGACCUUAUCCUCUGCCAAAAUUAUGCCAUUUGGAAAAAUGAACCUUUAGGAUACAAGUCUAAGAAAGAUGCAGUGAUAAAGAACCUGAGAAGCAGCAAUUUUGUUAGUACCUUAAUGAACUGUGGGUAUUAAAAAUGUUUUUUACCAUUUUUUCAUGGAAAUUUUCUCCAUUAAAUGAUGUAGAAAUUGUAGUUAGUGGAGAAUGCAGUUCCUCCUCAGGAGCCAACACCAGUGUAUUAAACAUAGCAUUAUAUUUAGUGUAUCAUGUUAAAUCCAAAUUCUUCUCUUUCACCUAGACCUAAGUUACCACCCAGUCUCCAGCCCACUGUCUAACCUGGGAUGACCUGUGCUGCUGCAGCUCAGUCCCCUGGGGAGGAAGCACGUUUUGGGUUAGUAGGUCUACGCCGCUGGAAAUCAGCCCUGCAAAAGAUCAGUGCCACUGCAUAUCAUUAAGUAUGAGGAUAGAAUGCAUGUAUUCCUAAACUCUCAUUUACCCAGGUAUUUCUUAGAAAUUAAAAUCCUUUCAUGUCAGCAUCAUUGUUCUUCAGCUUAGUGUUGUAUUAUUAAAGCUUUUGUAGGCAUAGGAACUUUUACAUUCCUUAGAAUUUUUGUUUGUUUCUUUAUAUGCAACAUCAAAUUAAAGCAGCAAGCUUGAAACAAAGAGGAACUGGUUCACCCUUUUUUCCCCCUCCUUUUUAUAAUGAGAGUUUUUUAGCAACACCAAAUCAAGGUAUUUUGCAGGUUUUAUAUUUAUUUUUAAAUAAAGCAGUAUGUGUGUGGACACUUGGAAAGAAAUUGUAAUUUUUAUAUUCAGCAAAAUGUUCUUUUUAUUCCUAGACUUUUUUUAUAGAGAAAUAAAAUACAAAUAACAGUUUGCUUGGUUUAAGAUUGUGCUUGCACAUAAAAUUCAAGUUUCCUUUUUCUUACAUAACUGAUUCCAGGCACUUAAUUUUCCAUAGAGUUUGGAAACAGCAGAAGAUAAAGGUUCUUACGUGGAAAAAUACCCGCAGUUGUAUUUUUACUGGAGACUAAUGGACAAAAGCAGAAGAGAGUGCCAUUUUGAUGGGUGCUGGACAUAAGGCUUGGACCAUGUCCUUAAGAGGAAAAUGACAUUUUAGGUUUUUUCUGUGGCUGCUCUAAUAAUUGUCUCUUGAACCUCUUUACUAAAUGUAGUUUUGAUAUGUGAAUAUACUGGGGCAAUGGGCAAGAUCAUUUUGCAAUCAGCAAGCCUUAUGCCAGACUUAAUACCCACCUCAGGAGAAAGCCAUGUCACACCACCUAACUUGAGCUUGUGUUGGAAGUUGCAGUGCACGCUCACCUGAGUAAAAGCUGCACACAGUUUUGAUGUUUCCAACAACUGUACAGUAGCAUAGGACUGCCAUAUUUUGUGAAGAAGGGGAAACACUGGAAGAGCUUGGAAGUUUAGGCAGUGGAAAAAACAUUGAUGGGGAAAGGAGCAUCAGUACAAUGCAUCUGCAUGAUCUUCUGGAUAGAAAACUCUGAUGCCCUGCAGCAGUCUCUGAAAUAAAAGGUGCCCAUCCCUGUGCCUGAAAGAAGACAGCAGAAUGACACUGAGCUAUGAAUGAUGUGUAGCGCAACAAAAGGAUCCUUGAACUGUUAACUAACAUGGCUAGCAUGGUAAAACUUUCAAAUAUAAAGUUGACCAUAGUGGACUUGCAGAUUCUUCGCAUCAAGGGAUGAAACUGGUGAUGGAUUCCACUCUGUAGAUGAUGUAUAGCUUAUUUAUAAUGAAGAUACGGAACACUGCUUCUCUGGACCCAGGAGGAUUUAAAUGUAAAACCAGACUUCUGGUUUUUUAGUGUUUGUUUUUUUGUUUUGGUUUGGGUUUUUUUCCUGCAGCUCUAGGCAUCUUCACAGCAGUCAGCACUUAACUCCAAAAUCACUCUCACAGCUUUCUGUGUCAGGACCAUGCAUUACUGGAAGUGGAUAGUUUUUUCCUGUGCUGAGAGUUUACACCCUUUCUUACCAGUGCAGACUGAGAUAUCCGAUUAUAGAAGACUGCACCCAUGUGACACAUCAGUGCAACUCGUAAACAGCUUUGGAGACUUCAUUCUAUUUGCAAUAAGGAGUAAUGUCACACUGGAGUAGAUGAUUUUGAAGAAAUGUGGCUGUGACUCGCUUUGGGAAAAGUUUGGCAGUCUUCCCUCUGCUUUCCCAUACUGCAUUGCAUCCUGCCCCAACCAACUGGUUGGUGUACCUGUGUGGGCCUCAGUGCUCAAGGAUAGCAGUGACAAGAUGUCACCGCCUUGCCAAAUGCCAGUGAACAGCCAUGUUCUGGAUCUUGGCACUCUCAUACUACGGGAGUUGGCACAACCACUAUAGUUUUUAAUUUAAACCAUUUGCCAGGCUUCUUUCUUAUACAUGUAGAUGGACCUGUGCUAAAGACCUCCUAGCCCUGGGGGAGAUACAAAAGAGACGAAAUCUUGGGGUUUGAGUAUAAAAAGGACAAGAUUUUUAGGCUGUUGCUUCAAAAAGAGGCCAAGCAAGGCCAUGAGGUUCCUGGCAGUGGCAGAUGGACAUCAAGGCCUUGAAGGUGGCCUGGUGAAUGUCAGGGAACAAACUCUACGUCUCCCCUACCAACUGUCCACAUUGUCAAGGGGUGAAUAGGAUUUCUGACAUAUUAUCUGCAUACUGUCAUACAUAGUCAUACUGUUGAGAGAGAAGACCAUGCUACAGUGGGCAGUGCUGCCUCUGAAGUGCAUCUCAAAAGCUCUGCUCAAAUUCCAUCACUGACAGUUCUGUCUCCAGCCCAACCUCUCCACGGACUCCCAGCCUCCUCGUCCUCCAUAAUGCAAACAGCAGUGCUGCAGAGAUCAGAAAACAUCAUCGCAUUUGCCUUUACCACACGUGAGCAAUACUGUGUGCAUUGAUAGAUGGUGCUGGGCGUUGUUAUCUGGGGCAGGUUUGAGCUUUCAAACUGUAACAGUCCUCUGCAUAGACAAUAUGAUGACACUGGUCAGUGAAAAGGCAACAGCAAGUCCACACCCUUUGAAUGGCCAGACCUCCAACUGCAAACCUGUCCCCUGGACUCGGUCAGCACCUCAGUAAUGCCAUCUCUGAGCCCCCAGCUGACCCCCAAUCUCUUGUGCUGUGUGUUUACCAGGUUCAACGAAGAAUCCUUUUUCACAGGAGUGCACAACUUCAGGUAUUAUCCCACAGUCAUGUUACAGAUCUAUGUCAUAU
Molecule: messenger RNA, 6765 nt
Organism: Athene cunicularia (burrowing owl)
Lineage: Eukaryota; Metazoa; Chordata; Aves; Strigiformes; Strigidae
Gene: XRCC2
Product: X-ray repair cross complementing 2
Exons: 4
Coding region: 1-963 (320 amino acids)
Biological process (GO): double-strand break repair via homologous recombination; DNA strand invasion
Cellular component (GO): centrosome; replication fork; Rad51B-Rad51C-Rad51D-XRCC2 complex
Molecular function (GO): ATP-dependent DNA damage sensor activity; four-way junction DNA binding; ATP binding
Source: RefSeq, a predicted model, not a curated record